UCUUUUCUGACCGCUUAUUUUGAAGAAAAAGAAUCAAAAUCCCUUAAAGCUUGAUUAUUUUGAUGCCUUGAUCUUUCUGUUUUCCAAGGAUUUUUUUUUCAUGCGGUAGCUUGGGAAGGGAAAGGCAUGGCCAAGUCUUGAGGAAAUCUUCAAUUUGCUUUUCCUUUUUAGGGUUUCCUUUUGUCUGCUACUUUUUUUUCAAGUUUAUUUUCGUUUUAUGAUGUGUGAUAAGCUUUUUCCACCCUCAAAUCACGGACGAAGUCUCCUUUUUUCUUAGAAAAAAAAGAAGAAAUGAAAAUGAUUGUGCGCUGAAUAAUUUAACCAGAGAGAGAGAGAGACCCGCUUUUCUUGGGAACAAAUUCAGUACUGGAGCGUGUGGCCAGUCUCUGCUAUUGCACUCUUUGAACAUGUUUUGAUUCUUUUGAUAACAAAGAAAGAUACUUUUAACCUACAUGGAUGGAUAUACUGGUAAAAGAGCUAUUAGUGGGCUUGUACCUGGCAGGAGAUCAAGGCUUGUCCUGAAGGAUCAGGUUAAUAUCAAAGAGCAAAAUGCACGGUUUUGCAGCCGUAUUGGAUGCAGUAGGAGGAUGAACACUGUGAAAGGAACACCCAAUUUUUGCUCUGAAAAGGCCAAAUCUCCUAAUCCUUCUUGCUGCACUUCAUCUAGUGAGAAGGAAAUUAUUGGAAGUUCUUCUGGUGUAUAUCCUGCAGUUGGCAACACUAGAAAAUCCUCUACAAAUCUUAUCAGAAAGUUACCAUCUCAGCUGGAAAUAGAUUCAUCUGAAACUAGUAGUGUUGAGGAAGAGACGGAAGUGUUAGAGAUCGUAUCCCCACCAGGAAUUAUUCAAAGAGGGCUGCAGCCUCAAGCUGAAGCUGUUGAUGUUGAGGAAGUUACCGUGAUGGAAGUAGGAAGCUAUAGUCUAGCAUCAAACACAAGACAAGGGAGAAGCUUUACUCAAAGUUCUGGGUUGGACAACCAGGAUACUCAGGCAAGUCCAUCUUUUACUUUGGCAUCUCGAAGUGCUUUCCGUGCAACACAACGUAACACAAGCAAGUAUGGUUUGAGAAAUCCAAGAUGUAACUCUAUUUCUGUUGUCUCUUCUGGUUGUUCAUCUUCGGAUUCAAGCCUCAGCAAAGGGAAAAAUACAGUAAAAAGGAAUAAUUGUGAAGGAGAGGGUAGUUCAUCCACCUGGGGGAAGAAGUUGAGUGGGUCAUCUUUGGAAGGACUGAACAACAGUUCUAGCCUUGGGGUUUCUAUUUCUGAUUCAAGGCAAGCCAGAAACUGGUCUUCUAAUAGGGAUUGUAGUAUUACUUCUUCAGUCAGGACUCAGAGAUUAAACAGUAGUUAUGCUAGAGGGAGACUCCCUAACCAAGCAAAUGGGAACAGUUUAACUUCAAACGGGUCACCCUUAGUCAUCCCACAAGCAUCUGAAUCUGAUAUACAUUUUGAUUUGAAUGCUCCUGUUUCCACAGAAACUGCCUCAACUUAUGCUAGUUCUUACAAUCGACCGGGUAGUGUGGGUGAGAGUUUACGCAGUGUCAUGCCUUCUAUACCUUCAGAAGUUGGCCUAUACCGCUCUUCAGUGAAUUGGGCUAGAUUCCAGCGCUUCAAUAUGGAUGACAUUGCUGAGGUAUUAUCAGCACUUGAGAGAAGUGAACAAGUUGCACAGUUGACAUAUGAGCAAUUACUUGUUCUGGAGACCGGCUUGCUCCUUGAUGGCUUAAACUUUUAUGACCGGCAUAGAGACAUGAGAUUGGAUAUUGAUAAUAUGUCAUAUGAGGAAUUACUAGCUCUAGAAGAAAGGAUGGGUACUGUGAGCACUGCCCUACCUGAAGAAGCAAUGUCAAAAUGCCUUAAGAAAGGCAUUUUUGAGGCAACAUCUUGGGAAGAUGCAGUUGUCUGCUUUAAGGGAGAAAAAGAUGAUAUCAAAUGCAGUAUAUGCCAGGAAGAGUAUGUCAUUGGAGAUGAAGUAGGGAGGUUGCACUGUGAGCAUAGGUAUCACAUUGCAUGCAUACAACAGUGGCUACGGAUGAAGAAUUGGUGCCCUAUUUGCAAAGCAUCAGCAGAAGCCACAUAGUUGUAUUCGCCUACCUCAUUAUCAAGUUGAAUUUUAAAUAGGACCAUAUAUGUAAAUAUCAAAUCCAUCCAUAUAGUGGCAAGGAUAUUUUUGGUCAUUUGUGGCUCUCUCAAGACAGUGGAUGCUAUUGGAUUACCCCCCUCCCUUUCAAAUGGGCACUUGAACAAUCAAUUAAGUUGUUGAUC
Hibiscus syriacus is the source of this 2263-nucleotide messenger RNA. RefSeq lists its product as uncharacterized. The transcript is spliced from 6 exons. Gene Ontology annotation, molecular function: ubiquitin protein ligase activity. NCBI's taxonomy places the organism in Eukaryota, Viridiplantae, Streptophyta, Magnoliopsida, Malvales, Malvaceae. Bases 453 to 2078 code for a protein of 541 amino acids. The record is from RefSeq and is a predicted model, not a curated record.